This is a messenger RNA of Lachancea mirantina, 489 nucleotides long. The record is from the annotation of a GenBank genome assembly. NCBI's taxonomy places the organism in Eukaryota, Fungi, Ascomycota, Saccharomycetes, Saccharomycetales, Saccharomycetaceae.
AUGAUUAGAUUCACGGAAGACGAACUUUUGCAAUUGAAACCAGAAACAGACGGUCCCGUCAAUUUCGAUGUGGAAAAUUUCGUUGCAAUCAUUGACAAAGUCAAAGAGAUCCAAUCUUUGCAAGAAGAAGAAUUCCAACAAUUCCACAGAAGAAGAUCAUCGCAUCACCAUGGCAGACCCAAGAUCAAGCAUUUGAAACCCAAGAUCACUACUGACUCUGAGGGAUGGUCCACCUUUGAAGGUGCAGCCGCCAGAAGAAAGUCGACUGCUCAGGGUGCCAAUAGCGAUGACGAAGCUCCCGCUGCAAAGGAACCCGUCGUGAUCGCGCAAGAGACCUUGAAAGUGAAACCUAACAAACACAUUUCAUCUACAAGACCGGCCGAUAGCAGAGAUAUCGUUGCGGACAAACCCACCAUGAAUUUCAAUGCAUUUGCAGCGUUGAACAGCGAAGAAGAAGAAGAGGAGGAGGAGGAGGAGAAGCGCGGGUGA